This is a messenger RNA of Lycium barbarum (goji berry), 1721 nucleotides long. RefSeq lists its product as uncharacterized. The record is from RefSeq and is a predicted model, not a curated record. NCBI's taxonomy places the organism in Eukaryota, Viridiplantae, Streptophyta, Magnoliopsida, Solanales, Solanaceae. Bases 371 to 1504 code for a protein of 377 amino acids. The transcript is spliced from 5 exons.
GAUUUAUGAGCAUUUGGCUGUCAGAUUAGUUGAAGUAAAAGCUGCAAGAUGGGAUCAAUAUCAAAGCCUGUCUCACAAUUCACGGACCCUGCCUACCAUUCCUGUUUCUGGUUAUAGAUUAUUAUGUGAUAAAUCGACUUUAUCUAGUUCAUUCAUAUCAGAUCUUUUCCAGUCUUUCCAUGACAAGGACUUUUGGAUACCGAAAUGUGGUGGACAUCUAUCUGAUGGAGAAGCAGUUUUUGAUAGCUCAUCAAGAAUCGAAGCGAAACGUGCUCACCAAUUGUUCUCCGGUGCUGCUGAACCAGAGUUAUUCCCUAACAAAAAACAAGCUGUCCACACUUCACUCAGCAAAUCAACUUCGGGAAUCUCAAUGACAGAUUCUUCAUGUUGGGAGACUUCUGGUCUUCAAUCAGGGGCGAACCAAUUAAUUGAUAGUCUGUUUGGAGUUGAUACCACUAGGCCAGUCGACUUGACCGAGAGAAGCAUGUCUCCUUGUAACACAAGAAAUUCCACCAUAAGGAAAAAGGUGAUCAACGACCAAGUUGGAGAUGAUCCAUUAGUUGGUUUAUCAAUGUCUUACACUAUUGAAGAACCACAGAUAUGCAUAAGCGACAGUAGAAUGAGAAAAGCUAAUAUUCAUCAGGUGGGGGAUACAGAAAAUGCUUUUCGUUCACCUAUUGAAAACAACAUGAAUAUGUCUAUCAGUCAGGUGCACAAUAGGGCAAGUGAAACAUCCUUCUUAUCCAUGGGUCAGGCAUAUGGAAAGGACGGUGAAAGUCAGGCUUAUAAUCACGGGGCUAUAAGUACUAGAUCCAUCGGAUCCAAUGCUGACUCCUAUACCAGAGGGGAUUCCGACACAAUAUUUGGAUUUGAAUUGGUGUCUGAUGUUGAUGCUCUGGCUAGGCCAAUUAGCAGUUACGAUUAUUUGCAUUAUCAAUCUUCAGGGCACACAUCAGAAACACAUGGUGACAAGCAGUUGGACGAAUCAAUUGCUAAUGCAGCUGAUAUAUCCUCUCAGUCUUCAAAACCUAGGACUGAUUCCAUGCCGAAAAACAAAUCAGAGUCUAAACAUGCACAUAAAGGUGCUCCUAACAGCUUUCCUUCGAAUGUUAGAAGUUUGUUAACAACAGGAAUUCUUGACGGGGUACCUGUAAAAUACGUUUUGUCCCGGCAGGAGCUUCGUGGUAUUAUAAAAGGCACUGGCUACCUAUGCAGCUGUCAGCCAUGUAACUAUUCAAAGGUGCUUAAUGCUUAUGAAUUUGAGCGUCAUGCUGGUUGCAAGACGAAGCACCCAAACAAUCACAUAUACUUUGAGAGUGGAAAAACUGUCUACCAGAUAGCUCAGGAGCUAAGGAGCACGCCACAAAGUUUGUUGUUCGAUACAAUUCAAAACGUGACUGGUUCCCCCAUCAACCAAAAAGCUUUCCAGAUUUGGAAAGAAUCAUUUCAAGCUGCAACUCGGGAGCUUCAGCGAAUAUAUGGGAAGGAAGAAUUGAAUCUGUAAGUUCAACGUUGGAUCAAUGGUGAUAUCAAAAAUAUUUUCUGUCCGUGUAAUAAGAAACAAAUAACUUAUUUUAGUGUCAUGUAUCUGUAAGGAAUGUGAUGUAAAACAUGUGCGUUAUAUGCUUCGGCGCUUGUAUUUUGACAGUGCAAACGUUUGUCAACAAGUCUGUGCCAUAUUGAAUACCUAUUGCAAUGGCAGCGUCGAUGUUCUAGUUUCC